AUGGCUGCUGCAGCUGACCCAAGGCUGGCGCUUAUGGGUGGCGCUCCCACCCAGGGCAAUCUCCGUGCGGUGCGGGCGCGCGCUCAGGACCUGCAAAAGUCAAUUGAUGAGGUCAUCUAUGGCCUGAGGUUCAACGCUGGUGUGCUCAAAUGGGACGACAUCAUUCGAAAAUACAGCGUUAUCAACACGCAGCUGGCGGGCCUUCGGGAGGCCAUGCGACCAGGCACCCUGGACGGCUUCGCGUUGCUGCCCCGCCAGGUCCCCGACCCGGGGUUCGCUGAGGCGGUUACCGUACAGCUGGCGAGUGCGCUAACGCCGGAGGGGGAAGUGGCGGCGGCGGAGGCAGCGGCGGCGGUAGAGGCGGCGUUGGGGCUGGGGCCGGAGAUGGCCUCCAUGCAGCGAUUUGAGAUCCUGAACAGCGCAAUAGAGGCGCACAACGGCCUCAUCGCGGCACUCACCGGGCCAUCGGGAGCGGCAGCAGCAGCUGGGGGGCCGGGGGGGGGAACGGAUGGGCCCCUGAGCCCCUUGGGACCUCUGAGGAAGCGGCAACGUGAGCUCAGUGACAUCACGGGGGCGGUGCUCCAGGGGAAGGUGAGGGCGGCGGCCGCGGCGGCUACGGCACUGGCGGCGGCCCGGUCGGGACCACCGGCGGCGGCGGCGGCGACGGGCAGCUACACCACCCGCGUGUGUAUGUGGCGCGUCCACAUCACCACGUCAAGGGUCGCGAUCGCCUAG
This is a messenger RNA of Volvox carteri f. nagariensis, 735 nucleotides long. RefSeq lists its product as uncharacterized. NCBI's taxonomy places the organism in Eukaryota, Viridiplantae, Chlorophyta, Chlorophyceae, Chlamydomonadales, Volvocaceae. The record is from RefSeq and is a predicted model, not a curated record. Bases 1 to 735 code for a protein of 244 amino acids. The transcript is spliced from 6 exons.